CUGGAGAACCAUUACUUUCGAACUUAUCCAUGGUGUUUACGAAGCAGCGUAAGCCCCGUUUAUGGUCUUUAGACUACUCCAUAGCGUCAAAUGUACAUUGGUCAUUGGACGGACGCCCCGUACAUUGUGUGUGCGGCUUAGAUAACCGUUCCGUAGUCCACAAGCGCGUUCGAAUGCACAUGGCGAAUGCACAAACGCCUGUAUUUUAUGUAGCCUAACAGAACAUUUAGCCAAAUGAGUGUUACAGUCUGUCGUCCAAAAACCCGGAAGUGAGCUGGCUUUUUUGAGCCACAGGCUCCCCGCCUAUAGGAAUUUGGAUUUCUGCGGAAAAUAAGGUCUGAUUAACAUAAGCACAAGAUAGUUUCAUUCUACGAGAGAAAGCACACCCAUUAAUAUCUCAACUGUCAAUUUCGAGGCUCUUAUGUGCUUUAAAAAACUAAGUUGCUCACAAGUUCUUAUAUCAAAACUACGACAAGGGUCGCAUUUUGCUAUUCACCGCUCAUGUUUUCAACUUUCCAUACUAGCCCGUCUGCACGCGACAACCGUUGUAGUUUCAAUAUAGCAACGCACUUUUUUUAAAGCACAUAGUCUAAUGGAUAUGAAAAAUAACGGUUUGAGAUAUUAAUGGGCGUAUAGCUUAAUUUUUCUCGUAGAACAAAGCGAGAAAACGGAAUCCGUAAGAGAAAAAAAGCACUGGAAAUUUGCCAAGGGAUGCCAUGGAUCAUGACGAAAGAAUGUACUCGCUUUUUGCAACUCGUAUAAUCGUUUACGAGUGGCGUUAAGCAAGGCAACUAAACAAGUACGCCAUAGUUUCCACAACGUUCAAAGGCGAAUAAUAAUGAUCAAUAAUACAGUAUAAAUCCUAAAUAAAGUAUAAAAAAACUUAAAGGUACUCAUAUUCAAAGUUGUAGUUACCAUGUAUACCGCACUAUUUAUUACAGGGAUAGUUGCAGGGAUUUAUAUAAUCGUGUACAAUGUUUUAAUUAAAAGACAGAGGUGUAAAAGCUCUACUACAUUGCACGGGAAGACUGCGAUCGUAACAGGGGCCAACACAGGCAUUGGAAAGGCCACAGCCCUGGAAUUGGCCAAAAGAGGGGCGAGGGUCAUCCUGGCCUGUCGAAGUCAGGAAAGAGCAGAGGCUGCCGUCCGUGACAUUAAGAGGGAAAGCGGGAAUGCAGAAGUGGUGUACAUGCAGCUGGACCUGGCGAGCCUGCAGUCGGUGCGCUCCUUCGCUGAGACCUUCCUAAAGACAGAACCAAGACUGGACCUUCUCAUCAACAAUGCAGGACUCUUGGUGGAAGGAAAGACAGAGGAUGGCUUUGGCAUGAUCUUUGGUGUCAAUCACCUCGGUCACUUCCUGUUAACUCUUCUGCUGCUGGAGCGUCUGAAGGAGUGUGGCUCAAGCCGAGUGAUAAAUGUGUCCUCCAAAGGUUACACUUUUGGAACCGUUGAUUUCAACUACCUGAGCACUCACAAAGAGCUUGGUGUGGGGGGCAGCGGCUAUCGGCUUUUUAAAUUGUACUGCCACAGCAAGCUGUGCAAUGUGCUCUUUACUCAUGAGCUGGCGAAGAGACUGCAAGGAACCAGUGUCACCUGCUACAGUCUACAUCCAGUUUUUAUCUUUGUCUUUAAAAGAUGCGUUUCACACCGCCAGGACAGUUAUCUUGUGUCUUAUCUCUUUAAUUUCCUUAGGGCCAAGACCAGUCAAAACAGAAAUAGCUCGCCACACCGGUAUAUGUUGGAAGAUCUUCCUCAUUCCUACAAGCUGGCUGUUCACUGUGGACCCAGAUUCUGGUGCCCAGACCACCCUGCACUGUGCCCUCCAGGAGGGCAUUGAGCCGCUAAGUGGCCGUUACUUCUCCGACUGUGUCGAGGAGGAGGUUCUCCCCAAGGCCAAAGACGACGCGGUGGCCAGGAAGCUGUGGGAAGUGAGCGAGAGACUGAGCGGGCUGUCCUGAGAGAACAUCAGCACCUGGCCUCCCGCAGUCCUGAUGGCUACAGAUAGGAAACGUUGUUUUGUACACAUGAGCGCUUCGUGGGAUUUUGGCAAUAUCAUUUUAUAUGAAGACCCUAGGCCAGGGGUCUGCAACCCUGGUCCCAGAGAGAGUAAUUUUUUACUGCUGCUCAGCACUUAAUUAAUCAAUCAUGGGAGCUGAUUACACUGUUAGCUUAUCUGGUUUGCAUGUUCUCCCCGUGUCCGCGUGGGUUUUCUCCGGGUACUCCGGUUUCCUCCCACAGUCCAAAGACAUGCAGGUUAGGUUAACUGGAGAGUCUAAAUUGCCCCUAGGUGUACUCCUGCCGUUGCCCUUGACCAAGUCACUGGCCUCGGAACUGGAGUUGGUCCCCGGGUGCCGCACUGUGGCUGGCUGCCCACUGCUCCUAAGUAAUUAGUAUGGGUUAAAUGCAGAGGACGCAUUUCGUUGUCUUAGAAGGCAAUGACCUGAAUUUAAUCUAAUCUGGUUUUCGGGGUCUGAAUUUUUGUCUGAUGCCUGGACAAGGUUACAUACCUUUGCCAAAGCAGAAUAUGUAUUAAAAAAUUAAUUUGUAAAAAAAAGAUUCUCAGCAUGAAAAAUAUGCCAUUGUGCGAAACAUGUUCAACACAGAAGUCCUCUUACAAUUAAAAUGUACUGCAGUAUA
This is a messenger RNA of Anguilla rostrata (American eel), 2637 nucleotides long. RefSeq names its product dehydrogenase/reductase SDR family member 13-like. The coding region runs from base 917 to 1837 and encodes 306 amino acids. The record is from RefSeq and is a predicted model, not a curated record. The transcript has 6 exons. Lineage: Eukaryota; Metazoa; Chordata; Actinopteri; Anguilliformes; Anguillidae.